CGACCAUGCAGGAAGCGCGCCGGCAACUCGACCUGCUCUUCGUUGUGCAUGCGAGCAUCUCGAUCGUCAUCGGCAGCGCGUGCUUGCUGCUGCCGCACUCUCUCGCGAUGGCUGCGCUCCAGACGCCGCAGUAUGGCCACCUUGUGCACGAGAUGGUGCGGCUCUACGGCGCGCUGACGCUGGCCCAGGGCUGGCUUGUCUGGAAGACGCGCCUCGUCGGCGACGCGCUCAUUCGCAAGACGUUCUGCCAAGCCUACUGCUUGUGCUUCUCGCUCCAGUCGCUCGCCAUGUUCCGCGCCCAAGUCGCGUCGCCGGAGAGUCACUCGCUCCUCAACUGGAUCAACAUCCUCGUCCUCGCCGGCCUCGGCGCUGCGUAUGGGUAUUUUCUCGCGUUCAAGACGGCCAAAGCCUUUGAGCUUCCGAGCAUGAAGGGCGCCUACUAAGCGUAACACAGACGACGACAUUUGCAUGCA
Saprolegnia parasitica CBS 223.65 is the source of this 473-nucleotide messenger RNA. RefSeq lists its product as hypothetical. The transcript has a single exon. Lineage: Eukaryota; Oomycota; Saprolegniomycetes; Saprolegniales; Saprolegniaceae. Bases 6 to 443 code for a protein of 145 amino acids. The record is from RefSeq and is a predicted model, not a curated record.